AUGCGCCUCAUAAAACAAGACAUCAUCGAGCGCGACGGCUCCGGCUCCGUCACUCUCCUCCCCCAAGAACCAGAAGACAUGGCACGCCUCUUCUCCCCCUCUCUCCUUUCAAAAUAUAAUAACGAUGAUCUCAGUGGCACGCCUACAACCUAAUAGCAGUAGGCGACACCCUCCGCGCCUCAGCCGUCCGAAAAGUAACCACCGAAUCCUCAACGGGUAGCACAAACUCCAAGCGCAUCCACACCACCAUCAGCAUCCUCACCACAUCGCUCUCCUUCGACCCGCAAGUCUCGCAACUCCAUGUGUCAGGAAGAGUAGUGGAGGAAAACACAUUCGUGCCAAUGGGCUCGUACCAUACUCUCGAUUUAGAACUCCAGAGAAAUUUCACAUUGACGAAGAAAGAUGGCUGGGAUAGCGUGGCGUUGGAUAUGAUCCGCGAGAGUAUACGGGUGGAUAAAGAAGGCGUCGUCCCCGCGGUCGUGAUGCAGGAGGGCCUGGCGAAUAUCUGUCUAAUCACCGAGUACCAAACCGUCCUCAAGCAACGCGUCGAAGUCGCCAUCCCCAAGAAGCGCUCCGGACGAGCGGGAGACCACGACAAAGGCCUGGAUAAAUUCUUCGCUACAGUUCUGGAGACGUUACUACGCCACGUGGAUAUCACCCAACCACGGCCUUUACUCCUCGCCAGUCCCGGUUUCGUCGCGGCGGGUUUCCAGAAGUAUAUCAUUAGUGAAGCGACGAGAACGGGGAAUAAAGCGCUUCUGGGGAAUAAAUCGAAUUUCCUCGUCGUCCACAGUUCCUCAGGCCAUCUCCAUUCCUUGACUGAAAUCAUGAAAUCCCCUGCCGUCCUCGCAAAAUUGAAGGACACCAAGUACGCGCGAGAAUCUCAAUACAUGGACGAUUUCAGCGCCAUGCUACGUAAAGACGACGGACGAGCCUGGUACGGUCCCUCUGAGGUUGAGCGGGCGGCGGAAAAAGGCGGCCUUGGUCCCGGUGGCGUUCUCUUGAUCAACAACUCGCUGUUCCGUGCCCAGGAGGUGGGGGUGAGGAAGAGAUGGGUGGGAUUGGUGGAUCGGGUUAAGGGGGGUGGCGGCGAGGUGAGGAUUCUAAGUAGUGAUCAUGAGAGUGGGAAGAGGUUGGAGAAUUUGAGUGGUGUUGCGGCGAUUCUUACUUUCCCUCUGGAGGAUCUGGAUGAGAGUGGGGAGGAGGAUGGUGCUGGAGAUGGGGACGGGGAGACGGCUAUGGUUAUUUGA
Messenger RNA from Hymenoscyphus albidus, 1250 nucleotides. Lineage: Eukaryota; Fungi; Ascomycota; Leotiomycetes; Helotiales; Helotiaceae. The record is from the annotation of a GenBank genome assembly.